AUGGUGAUGGAGUUGCCAAGGUUCUUUGCACUUGAAUCGGUUGACGUUUCAAAGUAUCUGAGGCACGAGAAGGGAGAUGAUGCAAACUGUACGGGCGAGGAAGUCGUGAGUCCGUACACUAAAUUCGAGGGGAAGAUGCCCAGCAAGAAGGAUAACAACGGCAAAGAUCUCGUUCACAUAAGAUGCUGCUACAACAACAAGUACUUGGUUAAAUUAGAUAACAGUGAUCGGAUCUCUCCAAGGGCAACGGCUCCAGUGGAAGAUCAAACCGAUCCGUCAUGUACAUUGUUUGAGCCGAUCUUUAAUAAUGACGGGAGAGUUCAAUUUAAGCAUGUCCAACUCAACCAAGCCGUGGGUGUAUAUGCUGCUGACCAGAACUGCAUAAAAGUUGCUCCAAAUGCGGAGGCAUCAUAUUUUAAUGUUGUCAACUGGCAGUCAUUGAUGGUUCUUCCAAAACAUGUUGCGUUCAAAGGACAAGAUGGAAAGUACCUCAAUGUCCUCAUUGAUGAUUCUCAUAGUUGCAGCCUGGUAUUUAGUUCCGAUGACGCUGGAGAUGAAACAGUAGCUCAAGAGGUCGUCACCACUCGUGACGGAAGCAUCUGUUUAAAAUCCGAUUACACAACUGACUAUUGGUAUCAAAACCGUGAUGAUAAAAUCAUCGCUAACGGCAGAAGGAAUAACUUUCAGCCUGUUAAAUUGGCCGACAACAUCAUCGCUCUCCGAUGCUUGAGUAGCAACAGGUAUUGCAGGAGCGUCAAGGACGGAGAUAAUUACUACCUCAAAGCUGACAGGUCCACCAUCUCUAGCGAUACACGUCUCGAGGUGGAAGAGCUGGUGCUGCGUAGGAGUAUCUAUAACGUCCAAUUUCGCAAGUCGGAUAGUAGGAUCUAUGGCGAGACGGAGAUAACAGUGGCAUCAGGAGAAGUUGUGAACCGAACUAACGCCGAUGAUACUGUAGAGCUAAAGCUUUCAUACGCCGAUACCCGGGCUCACAGUUGGAAUUUUAGUGGUUCGUUGACAUUCGGUGCAAAAUAUACGAUAAAAACCGGUGUACCUCUGAUUUGUGAAAGCAAGAUCGAAAUUUCGGCUUCCAUUACCCUAGGAAUUCAAUAUACAACAACUAAUUCAACUACAAUAUUAGCUGAGACUGUUUAUAAAGUUAAUGUGCCCGCUAAUACAAGUGUGAAGGUGAGUCUCAAAGCUACAAAAGGAUAUUGCGACGUUCCCUUCUCAUACACCCAGUGUGAUACACUAUAUAACGGCCAAACUGAAACCUACAGGAAACAUGAUGGCGUCUUUACAGGCAACAAUGCUUACUAUUUGAGGUACGAGACAGCAGAAAAAGCUCUUUGA
Messenger RNA from Papaver somniferum (opium poppy), 1353 nucleotides. RefSeq lists its product as uncharacterized. Gene Ontology annotation, cellular component: extracellular region. Lineage: Eukaryota; Viridiplantae; Streptophyta; Magnoliopsida; Ranunculales; Papaveraceae. The transcript has a single exon. The record is from RefSeq and is a predicted model, not a curated record. The coding region runs from base 1 to 1353 and encodes 450 amino acids.